This is a messenger RNA of Metschnikowia bicuspidata var. bicuspidata NRRL YB-4993, 864 nucleotides long. RefSeq names its product histone deacetylase (gene HST2). The annotation marks the transcript as partial. The record is from RefSeq and is a predicted model, not a curated record. The transcript has a single exon. NCBI's taxonomy places the organism in Eukaryota, Fungi, Ascomycota, Pichiomycetes, Serinales, Metschnikowiaceae. Gene Ontology annotation, molecular function: histone deacetylase activity, NAD-dependent; NAD+ binding.
AUGCCAUUGCCACUCGAAAAACAAUUGGUGCCGCUCAUCAAGGCCUUACAAGAAAAGAAGAAAGUAACGUUCUUUUUGGGCGCUGGUAUCUCCACAUCGUGCGGAAUCCCAGACUUUCGAAGUCCCAAAACUGGGCUCUACGCCAAUCUCAAAAGACUAAAUCUCCCAUAUCCUGAGGCUGUGUUUGAUAUCGACUAUUUCCGAGAAAACCCAAAGGCUUUUUACACUCUCUGUGAUGAGUUGUAUCCUGGCAAGUUUUUCCCUUCGAAAUUCCAUUUUCUUUUGAAAUUAGUGCAUGAUAACGAUCUUUUGGCUAGGAUAUAUACCCAAAAUAUAGAUACAAUGGAAAGCCUUGUGGGCAUCCAUCCAGACAAAAUUGUGGCAGCCCAUGGCUCCUUUGCCACAAAUCACUGCAUUGAAUGUGCAGAGCCCAUGGAAACAGAAGAUUUGGUCAAACUAAUGGGCGAUAAGUCUGUAAAUGACGGUAUCCCUCAAUGUGGCAAAUGCAAAGGUUAUGUCAAACCAGAUAUUGUCUUCUUUGGUGAAGCUUUGCCUGUUCGUUUCUUUGAUAUGUGGGAAGAAGAUUGUGACAAUGUCGACAUUGCAAUUGUCGCUGGAACAUCUCUCACUGUGUACCCUUUCGCUGGUCUACCCGCUGAAUGUCACAAAACUUCCUUGCGAGUUUUGGUGAACAACGAGGUAGUCGGUGAUUUCAAGACCAAGAAAAGGAAAACCGACCUUCUUAUAACUAAUGAUUGUGAUGUUGUGGCCGAAACUAUAGCAAAAGAACUAGGGUGGGAGCAGCAGCUCCAGAAGCUAAUAUCAGAGGAAAAGAAAAAAUUCGAUGCCAAGUCAAAGACCUCG